AAAUUUAAAGACCAUAUCCUUAAAUAAACAAUCAAACAAACAAACAUGAACCACUCCACCAAAAGAAAAUGACAUCAACACAUUUUGUCAAAACACAAUCAGAGAGACUCAACUCAAAGCCAGAGCCUUGUUAUCUACUGACAUAACCCUUUAAGCCUAAAGCUAGGCCACAAUUCUAACACAAGCAUUAUCUCUAGCAAAAUUCAAUAAUCCAUUUGAACCCUUUUUUUCAGUGGCUAUGAUUCUGCCAUUUUGUUCAACAACUGCCACUGCCACAUAAAUUAAACUUUUUGCUACAGACAAAAAAUAAAAACACACUUUUUUUGUCACAUAUGUAUAACAUUGUGAACUAUAAUACUUCUUGUUUAUCAUCACCGAGUGUUUCUUCUAUCAAUCUAAGGUUGUCAUAAUAACACACUGUUAGGGUCCCCAAAAGCUUCAAACCAAUUCUGCAGUGACAUCUGCAAGAAAUCUUCUACUUCACCAUGCCACCAAAACCCUUAGACUAUGAGUCGAUAAACGAAAAUGUGAAGAAGGCUCAGUAUGCUGUCAGAGGUGAACUAUACCUUCGAGCUACCGAGCUUCAGAAGGAGGGCAAAAAGAUUAUAUUCACUAAUGUUGGCAACCCACAUGCUUUGGGACAGAAACCACUGACCUUCCCUCGCCAGGUUGUUGCUUUGUGCCAGGCUCCUUUCCUACUUGAUGAUCCUAACGUUGGACUGAUAUUCCCCGCCGAUGCAAUUGCAAGAGCUAAACAGUAUCUCUCGUUGACAUCGGGUGGUUUAGGUGCUUAUAGUGAUUCUCGAGGUGUUCCAGGAGUGAGGAAGGAAGUGGCAGAGUUCAUACAGAGGCGUGAUGGUUAUCCAAGCGAUCCGGAGUUCAUAUAUCUUACCGAUGGUGCGAGCAAGGCUGUGAUGCAGAUAUUAAAUACCAUCAUUAGAGGCCAAGGAGAUGGGAUUUUGGUUCCAGUCCCACAAUAUCCACUCUACUCUGCAACAAUUGCUCUUCUUGGUGGUUCUCUUGUUCCGUACUACCUCGAAGAAACAGCGAAUUGGGGUCUUGAUACUAUUGAACUUCGUAGAUCAGUUGCUGAGGCUCGCCGUAAAGGAUUAACUGUUAAAGCAAUGGUGAUCAUAAAUCCUGGAAACCCUACUGGUCAAUGCCUUAGUGAAGCAAAUUUACGAGAGGUUUUGCAAUUUUGUUACGAAGAAAAUUUAGUCUUGCUCGGAGAUGAGGUUUACCAGACAAAUAUAUAUCAGGACGAACGACCCUUCAUUAGUUCUAAAAAGGUUUUGAUGGACAUUGGGCCACCUCUGAGCAAGGAAGUUCAGCUUGUUUCUUUUCACUCAGUGUCAAAAGGGUAUUAUGGUGAAUGCGGACAGCGGGGUGGAUAUUUUGAAAUGGUCAACAUUUCUCCAGAGACAGUUGAUGAGAUCUAUAAAGUUGCAUCAAUAUCACUUAGUCCAAAUGUUCCAGCACAAAUAUUUAUGGGACUAAUGGUCAAUCCACCCAAACCUGGAGAUAUUUCUUAUGAGCAAUAUCUUAGGGAAAGCAAAGGAAUACUUGGAUCACUAAGAAGAAGAGCAAGGAUAAUGACUGAUGGAUUCAACAGCUGCAGGAAUGUUGUUUGUAAUUUCACAGAAGGUGCCAUGUAUUCAUUCCCUCAAAUUGUAUUGCCACCAAAAGCUUUAGAGACUGCUAAACAGGCUGGAAAGGCUCCUGAUGUUUUCUACUGUCUCAAGCUUUUGGAAGCUACUGGCAUAUCUACUGUUCCUGGUUCAGGAUUUGGACAGAAAGAAGGGGUGUUCCAUUUGAGGACAACUAUAUUACCAGCUGAGGAAGAAAUGCCUGCUAUUAUGGAUAGUUUCAAAAAGUUCAAUGAUGAUUUCAUGGAGCAAUAUGAAGACCAUAGAGGUUAUUCAAGGUUGUAAUGAAAUCAUUGUAAAAUUUGCAUCAUACUUAUGCAUCAUAAAACAUACCCUGCUUCUCAAACCUUAGGUUUUCUUCUAUAUAUCACUGACAAUCAUCCAUGUAUAUUUAUUUAAUUUCUCUUGUGCCUUUAUUAUAUGUUGUGCUAUCAUGGCAAACAAUCAUUUUGAAUAUAAUAAUUGUCUCUAUUGUCCUUUGUCAAAAAAUA
Messenger RNA from Cicer arietinum (chickpea), 2137 nucleotides. Its product is annotated as glutamate--glyoxylate aminotransferase 2. The record is from RefSeq and is a predicted model, not a curated record. NCBI's taxonomy places the organism in Eukaryota, Viridiplantae, Streptophyta, Magnoliopsida, Fabales, Fabaceae. Gene Ontology annotation, molecular function: pyridoxal phosphate binding; L-alanine:glyoxylate transaminase activity; glycine:2-oxoglutarate transaminase activity. Gene Ontology annotation, biological process: biosynthetic process; photorespiration.